GCAGCUCCGUGGUGUUUGUUCCUUUUUCCAAGAGCUUGGGCUACAGGUACAUGAACAUGAGUGCUAGCCAGGGAAAGCCAGAGGUCUGAAGAGAAGGGAAGAAAGGACACAACUGACAGAUCGGUAAAACCACACCUGCAGAAUGUUUGGGAACAACAGACCCUACACUUACGAGUCCAGUAACUAUGACGCGCCACCACAGUCCUAUGGUUUCCCACGUGAGGAUCCACCUUCACAGAGAUCCAGUAUAAACAGACCCAGUGGCAAGUCCAUCUACAUGCAGAGGAAAGAGUACUCGGAGUCCAUGAACAGGCAACCAGAUAAUUUCCAAUACAGGGUGGAGCACCUGUUCACCUGUGACUUAGAUGGGCGGGAGGUAUGCACUGUGGGUGACUGUGUGACCAGACUCAAGACAUUAAACGCCAAGGGCCGCAUCUGGGGACAGGAGAUGAUCCUGGAGGUGCGGGGACUCAACCUGCAGCUAACUGACAUCGAGACUAAGGGAGAACUGGAGUCCCUGGCUCUGGGCAGCAUCACACAGACGAAGGCUGUCCUGGACAGCUGUGUGUUUGACUCCCUGCUGACCAUCACAGUGGAAGACCACAGCAAGAGGGCCAGCAAAGUUUUCCUGUUCCAAUGUGAGGAAGUUAGGGCAGAGGACAUCAAAGAGGACUUGGACAAAGCUAUCAAACACAGAGCAGAUGUGGGCGAUCCAUAUAAGAGAGACCAGAACAACAUCAGGGAUGAUCUGGAGAACAUCAUUGGCCAGCAAGUCUCUGGAAAUUUCCGGCAACCUGGGUCUCCUCCCAUGCAGCUAGAAAGAUAUCCUCCCCCUCCUGAUCACCCCCCAUCUCCAUGGAACGGCCCAGAAUAUAAUGAGCGCGGCAGUCCCCCACCUCUGUACAUCCCUCCCAGAGAGGAGCCUGUCUACACAGGUCCACCUCCCCAGCCCAGACUUGAGGCCGCAAGACCCCAGUUCUCCGAGACCGAAAGGAAUGUGGAGAUCUUUAAUCACGUGGUAAAUGAUGUGGAGUUCUUCAUGAGCAAAGUGACAGCAGCAGCAUCCACAGAAAACAAUAAGAAGAAAAAGAAGAAAAGCAAGAAGGCCACAGAUACUGUGGCUAUGCCAGCCCCAGAGGAAUUUGCAUCUUGCCUGCAGAAAAUUAAGUACGGAUUCAAUCUCCUGGGGAAACUCAACGGUCAGAUAAACAACCCCAGCGCUCCAGACUUUGUUCACUGCCUCUUCUCCAUCCUGGGCAUUCUGGUGAAACACUGCCACCCAAACCUGCCCGCCUCGGUUCUCAUUCCUCUGCUGACUGAGCCCGCCCUCCAGCUUCUGAACCAAGAGGUCACCCCAGAGGAGGACAGGCUCUGGCUCUCCCUGGGUGACUCCUGGAACAUCCCCAGAUCCAAAUGGCCAGACGGUGACAGGCUCCCAGCAUACGUGCCAGAAUUCUAUGAUGGCUGGCAGCUCCCCCCUCCCCCCCAAAACCCACCAAUCAGCAGGAGUCAGAGCCAGCGCCUUCCCGUGGACAGAGGAGCCCCAAGCCAGCCUUUGCAGAAUUCUGGUCCAUGGAACCCCACUCCACCACGCUUACCCAGCAUGCGUGUGAUUUACGACUUCGUGGCCAGAAACCACCAAGAGCUGAGUGUCAUGAAGGGAGAAAUUGUCCAGGUGCUGGAUCAGUCCAAACAGUGGUGGAAGGUGCGCAACAGCCGCAGUGAAGAGGGCCAUAUACCCCAAAAUGUGUUGGAGCCCCUGGAGGGGGGGAGGCCACAGGAGGGACCCCAGGACAUGCACUCCCCGCCGACACUCAACAAAAUGUCCAGACCCGAGGAUGUGAGGGCCUGGCUGGAAUACAAGGGCUUCUCCAAAAUCACAGUCAACACUCUGAGCAUGCUCAAUGGCGCUCUACUCCUGGCGAUGACACGUGACGAACUGAGGAAGGUGUGUCCAGAGGAGGGAGGCAGAGUCUUCUUCCAGCUGCAGGCUGUCAAAUCUGCCAUAGCGCUGGCCAGCGAGAGUGGAUAUGACCAGUACAACGGCCAUUAGACUCAAAUGAGGGUGCAGAGACAGGGCCACAAACGUGCCAAGACAACCUGAGCAUGUGGUAUACAACCAAACCAUCAACUCAAGACCAAAUUGUCUCCAAUCAAAAAACACCAAGUUAAACAGUUAGCCUAGCGUUAAACAAGCUCGGACCCAUGCAGUUGAACAGAACCAGCUCACUGCAGCAGCGGGACCAUCGUUCUUCUGAUAUUUUGAAAUAUUUGCCAUUUUCUAAUUCAGAGGGGGCUUGCUUCACUGUUAAAAUGUAUUCUUGUAGGAAAGCUUAAAAUGUGAAUUUUGCUUUAUGUCCAGAACUCUUCUUAUAUGAUCUUAAAUUAAACUAUUCAUAUGAAACAUGCAACAAACUACAUGCAAAACCAUUCUUCUGUGGCUUUCCCAGGUUUGUCCUUGUCUCUAGAGUCAAACAUGCCAUCUGUCCAGUAAGAACAACAGCUUCCCCAUCUAGAGCCUUUCUUCUGUCUAUGCUCCAUACACUGUACAUACACCAGCUAAGCUGUCUAAGUCAUACUCACAUUGGUAUAGCACUAACUACAUAUGUUUAAUGGAACCUUUUACCUAACAAUGUCUUAUCAGCUAGUGAGUUUUCUGCCAGUCUGCCCACUGCCCAUCUGCACUGACAUGCU
This is a messenger RNA of Megalops cyprinoides (Indo-Pacific tarpon), 2694 nucleotides long. It is a transcript of the gene eps8l3b, whose product is annotated as EPS8-like 3b. The record is from RefSeq and is a predicted model, not a curated record. Gene Ontology annotation, biological process: positive regulation of ruffle assembly; regulation of Rho protein signal transduction; Rho protein signal transduction. Gene Ontology annotation, cellular component: ruffle membrane; plasma membrane; vesicle. Bases 143 to 2053 code for a protein of 636 amino acids. The transcript is spliced from 20 exons. Lineage: Eukaryota; Metazoa; Chordata; Actinopteri; Elopiformes; Megalopidae. Gene Ontology annotation, molecular function: actin binding.